Laccaria bicolor S238N-H82 is the source of this 504-nucleotide messenger RNA. RefSeq lists its product as uncharacterized. The record is from RefSeq and is a predicted model, not a curated record. Bases 1 to 504 code for a protein of 167 amino acids. The transcript is spliced from 6 exons. NCBI's taxonomy places the organism in Eukaryota, Fungi, Basidiomycota, Agaricomycetes, Agaricales, Hydnangiaceae.
AUGUGUGCCCGGAACCAGCAUGUUAAGUGGGGAUCACUAAGCUUUUGUAAGGUUGUCUCGUCAAUUAGUAAGAGAGCUCUCUACUAUUACCGAGGAAUCCAAGUGUUCAUGCAUCUUGUCAGCGCGUCAGAUUGCACUUUCCUCACUCCCGCGUGUCACGGACUUCUCACCUUAGGCGGGGUCUUCUGUGUCCCAUCCCUUGGCGCUCCAGGCCCCACACUUGGUCCUCCAAUCAAUGUCAAACUCACAUGUAUUUGCAGGUUACAAUGGACAGCUUGUUUACAGAAGAUCAAUGAUGUCCCUACAAGGUGGAUUGGAGGCAAUAACAUUGAAAUGGCUGAAUUUUCAAAGGGUGCAUUUAGUGAUGUUGCAAAGGCUGGAGAAUUUUUGGAAGCAUAUAACACACGUAAACGAUCUUUGAAAAAGGCGAUAGCAUGUGUCGAUGACCUUCAAACAUACAUGCGCAACAUCAACGACAUCCCCAACAUGUUUGGCGGACAUUGA